GCUAUCAGUGAAUUUUGACGUUUAAGUUGAGUCAGCUGCGGGCGAAAAUAAUAUAAACAGCGAAUGCGUGACACCGAGAAGUAUUCCCUUUAAACUCAAUGCCCGGAAUGUUAAAAGGCUACCCCUCGGCUUGAGGAUUUUUUGACGUUCCAUACGCAGGACAGCAGAAUGGCUGCGUCUCAUAGCUGGUAUGGUGGCGAUAACAUCGUGCAUUUAAAUGUCGGUGGGACCAGGUUCGACACUUCGAAGCAGACUCUCCUUUGCAUUCCAGACUCAUUCUUCACAGCUCUUUUGAGUGGCAGAAUUUCGUCCGUAAAGGAUGAAAAGGGCUACAUUUUUAUCGACAGAGACCCAAAACUGUUUUCUAUCAUUCUCAACUACUUGAGGACCAGGGACAUAGACGCCAACAACUGUGAUCUGAGGGCCCUGCGACAUGAGGCCGAGUAUUACGGCCUUGGUCCCCUGGCCAAGAGGCUCACCCUGUGUGAGGACUUGACCUUGUCCACCUGCGGAGACAUCCUCUUCUACGCACACCUUUAUCCACCUUCUCCUCCUCUGCCUGAGGUGACAAGGACAAGUGAGUCAUCGGCCUCGAUCUGCUCCACGACGCCAUCUCAGCAGGGUAGACCGCAGGGUAGGGGUUCAGGCGACAGCGGCGUCCGUCCAGGCUCCAUCGUGCGCGUUCCGGAGAACAGUCCAGCCCUGCACGCCCCUCCACUAACCCACAAUUCUACGCAUUCCCGCAACUCUUCUCUGGAGCUGAGGAUGCCGGCUCCGGCCCAGUCUGUGACCAGGUCCAAUCAGGAUUUGCGCAGCCACGGCCGCGUUUCGCACUCGAGGACGGCAUCACUUGACCUGAGACACACAAGGAACUCCUCGGCUGAUUUGAACAAGCUGUUCAGGAACGACAUUGGUCUUGUGUUUGGCCCUCAAGCUUCUGGAUGGUUUGACCCUUUGAGGGUGCAAAUUAUCAAAGCGCACCACAACUGGAUCGCCGUUGCCUAUGCCCACUUCGUCACUUGCUACAGGUUGAAAGAUUCAAGUGGCUGGCAGCAUUGCUUCACGAGCCCUCACAUCGACAUCUGCAUCGAGCGAAUCGCCAUCAACGCCAAAAUGGGACAAGGGGGACAAGAGUCAACCUCAAAAAUGGUUGCUAUCUCCUACGGCAACCAGGUCAGACUUUGGGGCGUUGGCGAGGACGGAUCAAAAACAGACGUUGGCACUUUCAGUUUGCACGUUCGUGUGGAGGUCUUAUUUUUCAUCGGCAGCCAGCUUGUAGCUCUCUCUCCAACGGGGAAAAUUGGGGUUUGGCACGCCAUGACCCAGCACUGGCAAAUCCAGGAUGUAGUGCCAAUCACUUCAUUUGACACGGCAGGCUCUUUCUUGCUCCUCGGAUGCGAUAACGGUGCUAUCUACUAUAUUGACAUGCAGAAGUUUCCCCUAAGAAUGAAGGACAACGAUUUGUUAGUGACGGAGCUGUACAGAGACCCUACUAGUGAUCCGAUCACCGCCAUCUCUGUCUACCUGACUCCGAAAACAAGUAGUAAUGAUCGUAAAAGAACUAACUGUGAAAUCACUGAGAGUUCUUCCCUCGCAGGCUUGUGCGGAAAUUGGAUUGAAAUCGCCUACGGCACGAGCGCAGGUACUGUCCGAGUUAUUGUCCAGCACCCCGAGACGGUUGGACACGGCCCGCAACUAUUCCAAACAUUCACUGUCCAUCAGAGCCCAGUCACAAAAGUGACUUUGUCUGAAAAAUUCCUGGUGUCCGUCUGCAGCGAGUAUAACCACGUUAGAACCUGGGGAGUAACUCGCUUCCGAGGCAUGAUUUCUACUCAGCCAGGAUCAAUGCCCGUUUCCUCAUUCAAAAUUAUCUCUCUUGAAGAAGUGGAGCCAAACGUCAGCUAUGUUGCAGGGAAUGAUAUAGGCCCUUACGGUGAGCAGGACGAUGAGCAAGUUUUCGUGCAAAAGGUUGUAUCUGAAACUGACAAACUAUUCGUCCGAUAUGCGUCCACCGGCAAGAGGGUUUGCGUGAUCCGAUCGGUUGACAACACGAUUAUCACUUCAUUCUGCGUGCAUGAGUGCGAGGGUUCGAGCAGGAUGGGCUCACGGCCACGCCGGUUCAUCUUCACGGGACACAGCAACGGAACAAUUCAGAUGUGGGAUCUGACCACCGCCCUGGACAUUGCCGCCAAAGGCGACCAACCACCAAUUGUCGGCGGGCCGACCCCUGCCGAGCUUUUGCGGCUGCUCGACCAGUGGGACCUGAGCAACAGCCACUGCUCCACGCCUUGCAUGUCUCCUGCAUCCCUCGCACCUCACACGGCAGCCUCGAGAAUCAAAGCGGCCAACGUUGCGUUUCUCAACCAGCAAAACGACUCGGCUGGCAGCAGCGGAGGAGACUCCUCUGACGGCAAAUAAUAGGCACGCAGCUACUUGUUAUCAGCAGAGCAUUCAGGACAAAUUAUCUUAACACGUCCUGUUUGAGUUGUGGAAAUUAUGUGAUAUACCCAGUAGAAUAAUAACAUGUUAUACGAUUUAUCUAAUUUUGCUUGCACUUCAUAUUGUUUUUUGCUCUGGGAAAAUAAAGCAUCGUUUUAUUUCCGCUUUAAA
This is a messenger RNA of Cloeon dipterum, 2610 nucleotides long. Its product is annotated as BTB/POZ domain-containing protein KCTD3. Bases 169 to 2418 code for a protein of 749 amino acids. The transcript has 12 exons. Gene Ontology annotation, molecular function: protein binding. Lineage: Eukaryota; Metazoa; Arthropoda; Insecta; Ephemeroptera; Baetidae. The record is from RefSeq and is a predicted model, not a curated record. Gene Ontology annotation, biological process: protein homooligomerization.